Bombus pascuorum is the source of this 1955-nucleotide messenger RNA. Its product is annotated as isthmin-2-like. The transcript has 5 exons. Bases 462 to 1721 code for a protein of 419 amino acids. NCBI's taxonomy places the organism in Eukaryota, Metazoa, Arthropoda, Insecta, Hymenoptera, Apidae. The record is from RefSeq and is a predicted model, not a curated record.
AGUUCACAACUAUACAUAUAGUGGUAGGCCUUUGAACGGUGCGCGCCUCGUGCCUCGUGUAUGCUGUGUUUCUUCCUUUCCGUCGUCUGUUCUUUGUCGUUUUUUCAUCGCUUUUCUCCUGUUUUCGUUCACGCGUUUACAUAUCUUCUCUUUUUCACCGAUCUAUAGUCUUUACCUGCGUGACGCGUCAUCUAGUGCGGACGCGAAGGUCGAUCAAUCCACCGAUUGUUUUUGAUCGUUCCUGAACGUUUGUAAACAAACAGACCGACAAUAACAUCUUUGUAUUGUCUGCCUACAAAUCGUUCAAGAAUCAAAUAGAGAGGGAUGAAAGGUACAGCAAAUAUAUAUUCGUGGAAACCUUCGCUGGGUAUAUUGGAUGCGCGUUGAACUAAACAAAACAAAAACAAAAGUAAUUUUCUACAAUCAAAUAUUCGUCGAGAAGACAUUAUGAGGAAUCGUUGAUGACGAACAUGACAGUCUCGGCCUUUGUAUACUGCGUUCUCGUUUUCCAAUUGACGUUAAUUGUUUCGAUCGUGCACACGGGCAGUCGUCAAAUCGAUGAUCAUGAAAUCACUGGAGAUUUGAAAGUCGCCGUAUAUCAAAAACCGAUUUCGGGCUUAUUUUAUCCAUCAUGGAUGAACGAUCAGUUGAUUCGAAGCAAACGAAACGAGCAGCUCGAUGAAGAGACGAUUCCUACGAGACACGCGAAACAUCGGAAGCGACGUCGCUGUAGGAAUCGAUUGACGUGUCUUCGAAAUACAUCUGCGAUUAGGCUGUCUUUUCUGUGGGACAAUGGCACGGCGCCAAUAGAUCAAACAUCUAAAGAGAUAAAAGAAGAUCCUGAUGAAAACAACACGCUUAUAGAGGUCGAUGAAGAAUCACGCAACGAUGGUGUGCAGGAAUCGUACAAUAGAACCAAAGGGGAGGAUUACGAUGUAACCGAUAUCGACGAGGAGAAAGGUAGAAUCGAUUCAGCGGAAAAAAGUUUUAUCAUGACAGAGAGAAACGAUCUUAACGAACGAUCUAUUUCUACUGAAAUUGAGUUAGAAAAUCAAAACCAAUCUUUCAGAAAAAGAAAUCGAACCAAAAAUAAUAAAUUCUUCGAGAAAAUAGAUUCCACGGGCGAAAUGAAUUCUUCCUCUAUUUACCCGGCCAUCGACGAUCAAGUUAUGUUCCAUGAUAGCUUAAGCGUUAUCGUGAGCAAAUUAUUUCAAAAUUUGCGAAAUGUUAGUGCAGCGGACGGACAGAAAAUCUUCACGGAGCUGGAUUUUGUGAACGGCACGAACGAAGAUCCUUGCCAGAAGUGGCUAGACAGCAAGGAUAAGCUCGAGCAAGUUUUCUUAGGUGGUCUAGCGUCGUUACCCGCCUGUCCGUGCCUAUACCCGAACAAUAUCUUUUACGAAGACAAAAUUUGGGAUGAGAAGCGAAUGAAGUAUUUCAGGUGGAGAGACGUUAGUGGUAGCUCUCAAAGACUCGAUGUUUAUAAACCUGGAGCCACUUACUGCGUGCGCUCAUUUUUGACGCAAGGAAGCGGAAGCGCCGCAGCUCAACACUGUUGCUACGACCAUCAGAGGAAGCUCUUGACCCGUGGUUCCGGUGCUGGUACUCCGUACUUUGUCAGUCCUGAGAUAUCGCCUAUACUGCACGAGAGAAUUGACGUGCUACCUUGGAGACUUUGCAAGGGUGACUUUUCCAGGUCUUUCACUUGUACAACGGAGUAAGACCACCAAACAAUGACAACGCGUGUGAGGCGAAUCCCGAUGAUGAGGAAUAUCAACGACAAAUCGAUGACACCAAGCAUUAUUAAACUGCUAUCCUUUAGAACGCAAUAUCUAUGAUACAAGAUACCUGAAACAAGUCCCAAUGAGAUUGUAUUUCCGUUGAGUUACUUUAAUGCGCGUAAAGAACGUAUGUAUAGUUAAAUACAAGAAAUAAACAUAGCACUGUUAAUUUUA